Molecule: messenger RNA, 1853 nt
Organism: Zeugodacus cucurbitae (melon fly)
Lineage: Eukaryota; Metazoa; Arthropoda; Insecta; Diptera; Tephritidae
Product: putative inorganic phosphate cotransporter
Exons: 5
Coding region: 226-1785 (519 amino acids)
Biological process (GO): monoatomic anion transport; transmembrane transport
Molecular function (GO): transmembrane transporter activity
Source: RefSeq, a predicted model, not a curated record
UUUCAUUGCAUUUUCGAAAAAAGUGCUCGUAUACAAUUUCGUUUCCACAAAAUUUACUUUUCUAAGCUGUGCUAUUUUUCAUUGGAUAUUUUCUACUCAAAAUCUCUACGUGCAAUCGGUUGAUUUUUUGCUGUUUCUUAUUUUAAAAAUUUCCAGGCUUAUUGGCAAUUAUAUAAAAGUGAUUUUUUCAGUUACAAAACAAUUAAAAUUGAAUAGCCUUGCUGUAUGGCCACAGCUACAGAAAAUUUGUGGCUAGCACAACAAAGACCGGUAAUAAGAGCAUGGAUAAAAAAACAAUUUCCAUGGUUUCUUUCAAUGCAAGAGCAUUUCUUCAACAUAUUAAAUGUUGUGCCGCAACGUUACAUCUUAUGCUUCUUCGGCUUCCUCGCCAUUGUCAAUGCAUACACAAUGCGUCACUGUUUGGAUAUCGCUCUAGCGCAUAUCGUUGCACCCAAACGGAAAUUUGCGCGCAUGCGUAACCUCGACACGAUUAAGAUGAGUACAUUUAAUUUGUAUGAACGCAUGGAACAACAUCGCAAUGGCACUUUAAUGAGUUUUGGCAAUAGGCGACACGAUAAAGCUGGCAACUUCGAUUGGUCCGAGCAGCUGCAAAACUUCAUACUGAUCUCCUUUUAUGUGGGCUACGUUUUGUCACAUGUACCCAGUGCACAACUUGCUAUGCGUUAUGGGGGCAAGUGGGUGUUGGCAAUUGGUUUGGCCAUAACCGCAUUGCUUACAUUACUCACACCAACUGUGGUGAAAUGGGGUGGUCCCUUGGCGCUUAUAGCAAUACGCUUGCUAAUUGGCUUCAGCGCGGGACCCACAUAUCCGGCAUUAAGUGAAUUGCUCUCCAAAUGGGUGCCGGGCAAAGAGCGUGCUACACUCGGCUCACUCGUCUUAAGUGGCAGUCAAAUUGGCAUUUCAAUGGGUAAUUUUAUUGCGGGCUUGCUAUUGCAUCGCUACGAUUGGUCGUUGAUUUUCUAUUACUUUGGUAUAUGCACUUUACUGUGGUUCAUUGGUUUCACCUACAUGUGUUACAAUACACCAGAGGAAAAUCCAUUUAUCAAAGUUACGGAAAAGCAAUAUCUGCAAAAAGAAAUCGGUUUAAUAGCGCGUUGUCGGCAUAAAACGACAAAAACGCCUUGGAAGGAGAUUUUUCGAAAUUUACCUAUGUGGGCACUCAUCUCGGCUACCAUACAGUAUGACUGGACACAGCUGCAACAUGCGGCUGAAGUGCCACAGUUCAUCAGAGAUGCCAAGCAGCAAACGUUUUUUGAAAAUAUCAUCAAUGGUAUGCAGAAUCAGUUGCCUUAUAUGAUGAAUUGGCUGUUAUCUGUGCUGUCCGGUGUGAUCUCGGAUUUGCUCGUGAACUAUGAGAUAUUCUCUGUGACAGUUAUGCGUAAAAUUAUGGCAUUCGUAGCUGCCGUGGCGCCAAAUCUCUAUGAUAGCCUACUGCCUUGUCUCAGUUGCAGUGAACCCGCAAAUUUAUUUGCCUUCUGCCAUUGUGCUAUAAAUGUGCUCGGGAGUUACUAUGCUGGCAUUAAGCUGACACCGUUAGAUAUGAGUCCGAAUUUCGCCGCCACACUAAUGGGUAUUGCAAAUGGUUUAGGUUCGCUUACGGGUAUUGUUGCACCCUUUAUCAAGCACUCGUUCGGCGGUUGGUCACAAUUUAAAAUUGUACGCGCUCUUUUAUGGCUAAUGUCUACGCUAUUGAUAUCGGCUGAAAUACAACCAUUUGAUCAACUUAUAUCUUUGACCACCGAGUCAGAGAAUAAAAUUGAAUAAAUUUUGCGAUUGUUUUUGUUGUACUAAUUACUAAAAAAGCAAUUAAAAGCUAAAAAGUGUGCCUUUAA